AUGCCGUUCUUUAAACCGUUGCGUCGCCGCUCCAAGGCCAGCUUCCAAACAAGCAAGUCAGCCGAUUCCAAGUCCAACGAAUCCCAGUCCAAUGGCGAAAUAACAUCCGGGAAAUCGUCCUCGACCCUCGACACAGCUUCUUAUAGCUCCAUCACCCCGCCAUCUUCCAUCAAACCCACUCUCUCCUCGCCCAAUCUUCCCUCGUUGACGGAGAUCAACAGCAAUGUCAACGGCGUCAGCACCCCGCUUACGGUGCCUCCCCAGCGACCCAGUCUCGUUCCCCCCUCGCAGCGAAACAGCAUGAUCGCCGGUUCCUCGGUAUCCGUCCACAGCGGCUCACGAUCACCUUCGCCUUCUUCUCCAUACGCUCCCAGGAUUAUCUCCAUCUCGGAAAACUCGUGGGUACAUCAAAAAGCAUUACUCGUCUAUGGUCAGAUUGGGGAUCCAAGACAGCAUCCGCUGGACGGAACUGUCACGGUAUACCAUCAUCAGGAUGGCUUUCCCUCAAUCGGCUGGCCGGUCACCUCUUCUCAUUUCAAAGCCCUGGUGCAUCUAGUGCCAGGUCCCAAUCGAUUACGGUUCGACUUUGUCUCGACCAAGCUGUCAUCGGGCAGCGCGCAUCCCGCCAUCCAUUCCUCCUGGAUUAACAUCAACUACCUUCCCUUGGUCAAUGCUCCUCCCUUACACCUCGUGAUCUUGUUAGGCAAAGAUUCGGACGGGACUUUCGAUGCGGUCCCCGAGAGGCAGCAGCGCGAAGGAAAUAACCUUGAAACCGCCAUCCGGAAAUAUCGAAUGGCGGCCUAUCUGUGGCAGGCAUUCACCGGAGAGCAGAUGUUCCGCAAUAACUUAGGACGCCGAUGUUUCCGCUUCGAAGAGGAGUGGCAGACGGGCACCCUGAGUCGCCGCGAUGCCGCCACUGGCAUGAUGCGAAAUGAAGCCAAAGUUCACGUUGUCCGUACCGAAAAAACAGUCGCAGAACUCCGAGCUCUCGAUCUUGCUCAGCAGCAUGGGCCUGCCACCAAGAAAGACGAGCUGUUCAACAUUGCCAAGGAUGCGGUCAAGGACUACUUCCGUCUCCAGCCGGGGCAGAAGCAAUACGUUUCGGUGUUGCUUCUCGAUUCGCAUUGGGAUAAAGGCUCUCAAACUAUCACCGGCCACGCCGCGCUGGGAUCAAGUGGGGACAACAUCAAGAUGGCAAUCUUCGGCUCCCACUGCCUCCAGAGCUACCCAUCGUUCAUGGAAGAAGUGGUAGAUGCCUUCUCGGAUUGUACGCGGACCAACACCGAUUAUGUUGCCAACGAUUGCGGCGAGGCUGGAUCAAACUGGGAGGCCGCGAACAUCGGCAUCGGUGCACAUCUCCACGAAGUCGGGCAUCUCUUCGGAUGCCCCCAUCAGGAGUCGGGCAUCAUGCUCCGUGACUACGUCCGGCUCAAUCGGUCGUUCACCACUCGCGAACCCUUUUCCACACGAACCAAAACCCAGGGCCAGAAACUUUGUCUUCCUCAAGAUGAAUGCGGUUGGCAUCGACUGGAUGCCUUGCGAUUCCGAUUCCACCCGUGCUUCCGCCUGCCUGCAGAUGCCCCAGUGAGCUCGGACGAUAGUGUGCAGGUGUGGCCGGUUGAGAACGGAAAGAUCCUUUUCACCGCUUCCUCAGGCAUUGCCUUUAUCGAACUGUAUGCGGAGGGUGAGGAUGUGUGCCGCAAUUCCAUCGAGUAUCUCAACACCGAAUCGAGCAGCAAUGGACUUCCUAAGCAGGUCACUUUGACGGAGACCGAGCUACGGCAGCGCUUAUUUGGGAGCGAGAAAGAAAAGAAGAAGAACAUCCGACUGGCUGUCUAUUCGGGGGCUCUUGGCAGCUAUACCGUCGAUUCCAUCAGCUCCUUGAAGUCUAAAUUGUCCCUGGUGAAACUGCCCAAGGGUCAAUCUGGCUACAAAGGCGGGAAGCUCGGUUUGUCCCAGAUGGACGGUAGUCAGCCGGAGCAGCUCCUGCUGGACUGCGCCUUUGUAUCCACGAAACUCCUGACGUCCAUUAAGGUCUACCAUGGACUUGCGGUGGAUGGAUUGGAGUUUUGCUACGAGGACUCCACGAGUCAGCUGUUUGGCAAGCGAGGGGGCAAGCCCGGUGGUGAUGAGUUUGUGCUGGACACCCGACGAGGCGAGAUUCUGCUAGGUUUCUACGUCCGGGCUGGCGCCUGGAUCGAUGGAAUUGAGAUUCUGACCAGUCUUGGACGGAAAUCGGGAGUCUUUGGUAAUGCCCAGGGUGGCUCUGGGUACGUAUUGCCGGUGGACAUCCGUGACUCAUUAUAA
Messenger RNA from Aspergillus clavatus NRRL 1, 2307 nucleotides. Its product is annotated as zinc metalloproteinase family protein. NCBI's taxonomy places the organism in Eukaryota, Fungi, Ascomycota, Eurotiomycetes, Eurotiales, Aspergillaceae. Gene Ontology annotation, cellular component: cytoplasm. The transcript is spliced from 4 exons. The coding region runs from base 1 to 2307 and encodes 768 amino acids. The record is from RefSeq and is a predicted model, not a curated record.